AUGGCGACGGCAACGGCCCCUACAUACACUUUGUUCCUCGGAACAUUCAUCCAUCUUCCCCGCAAACCGACUGGGGUGGAUCCAGAUGCGAAAUGGCGACCCGAGCUCGAGAUUAAUAACGGCGCGUUAUGGGUUUCGAAUAGCGACGGGAAAAUCGCGGGGUAUGACUGGUCUUUCUCACCAGCUGACGGCAACGUGAAGGCGUUGACGGAGAAGUUGGGGCUGAGCGGAAAGGUGACGGAGGUGGUUGGCGCAAGGGAGGACAGGAACGAGUUUUUCUUCCCCGGGUUCAUCGACGGAGAUACACACAUCCACGCCCCGCAAUACCCCAACUCGGGCAUCUUCGGCUCCUCAACCCUCCUCGACUGGCUCGAAACAUACACCUUCCCCCUCGAAUCCUCCUUCAGCGACACCUCCAAAGCCCGCGCCGUCUACUCGCGCGUCAUCGCGCGCACCCUCGCCAACGGCACCACCUGCGCCUCCUACUUCGCCACCAUCCACGUCCCCGCCACCAACCUCCUCGCCUCCCUCUGCCACGCCCGCGGCCAGCGCGCCCUCAUCGGCCGCGUCUGCAUGGACAACCCGUCCUUCUGCCCGGACUAUUAUCUCGAUUCCUCGCCCGAAUCCUCCGUCACCAAAUCCCAGGAAACAAUCGCCCACAUCCACUCCCUAGACCCAGACGGAACCCUCAUCCACCCGAUCCUCACCCCGCGCUUCGCGCCAACCUGCUCCCCGCCCGCCCUCCGCGGCCUCGCCCAGCUCGCAAACUCCUACAAUCCCCCGCUCCACAUCCAAACCCACCUCUCCGAGAAUACAGGCGAGAUAUCCCUCGUCCGCGAGCUCUUUCCAUCAAGCAAGGACUAUACCUCUGUCUACGAUGACUUCGGGCUCCUCACGCCGCGCACAAUCCUCGCGCACGCGGUGCAUCUGUCCCCAUCUGAGCGGGAACUGAUUGCGAAGCGGGGCGCCAAGGUAUCGCAUUGCCCGGCGUCGAAUUCAGCGCUGGGGAGCGGGAUCUGCGCUGUGAGGAAGUUGCUAGAGGCGGGUGUGGAGGUUGGGUUAGGGACUGAUGUGAGCGGCGGGUAUAACUGUAGUGUGCUCGAGGCUGUGCGGCAGGCGUGUCUUGUUUCGAGGCUGUUGAGGCAUAGCCAUAAUCAUUCGAAGGAAGGUGGAAGUGAUGGUGAAGAGGUGCUGAGUGUGGAGGAGGGUCUGUACCUUGGUACGCGGGGCGGCGCGGAGGUCGUGGAUCUAGCCGGGGAGGUUGGGGGGUUUGAGGUUGGGAUGUCCUUUGAUGCGCAGAUGGUUCGAUUGGGUCAUACGUCGUCCUCUGCGGAGGGCAGAUUACAUGAGCACGGCGUUGUGGAUGUGUUUGGGUGGGAGUCGUGGACGGAAAAGGUGCAUAAGUGGGUGUGGACGGGGGAUGAUCGGAACGUGAGGGCUGUUUGGAUCCGGGGGCGACUGGUUCACUCUUUGGAUGAAAGACAAUUGGAAGUGAGCGGACCCGAGCGAAAGAAGGCUACGUGGACAGGGACAGGGAUGGGCUGGGAGUCGAGGUGGUGGUUGUGUGGGUUGGGGUUUGUGAGUGCUUGGUUUGUUUUUGAUAGAGUCAUGCGGUAA
This is a messenger RNA of Aspergillus pseudoviridinutans, 1617 nucleotides long. RefSeq names its product chlorohydrolase family protein. The record is from RefSeq and is a predicted model, not a curated record. Gene Ontology annotation, biological process: guanine catabolic process. Gene Ontology annotation, cellular component: cytosol. NCBI's taxonomy places the organism in Eukaryota, Fungi, Ascomycota, Eurotiomycetes, Eurotiales, Aspergillaceae. The coding region runs from base 1 to 1617 and encodes 538 amino acids. Gene Ontology annotation, molecular function: zinc ion binding; guanine deaminase activity. The transcript has 2 exons.